This is a messenger RNA of Ambispora leptoticha, 1764 nucleotides long. NCBI's taxonomy places the organism in Eukaryota, Fungi, Glomeromycota, Glomeromycetes, Archaeosporales, Ambisporaceae. The record is from the annotation of a GenBank genome assembly.
AUGUCAUUUCCUCUUGAAUAUCAAAGUAAUGCCAUGUUCUUCCCACAACCUGGCAAUACUUCAGGACAAGACAGAAAAGACCCAACAGCUGGAAGGACAUUUCAAGUUAAGGGAAAUCCAAGUGUAGCUUAUAGAAGGCUAUGGGGAGUGUUAAAUGCGAAUCAAAUACGUCGAGAAGUUCGAGAAAAUCGAUAUUAUGAAAAGCCGACUGUUAAGAGAAAGAGAUUAGCGCGAGAAAGGCAUCGUAAAUUAUUCAAAGAAGCAGUUGCAAAAAAAGUGACAUUGAUCAUGCAAAUGAAACAGAGGGGAAAAAUUCAAGACUCUGUAAAACCAGUUUCGACUGGGGGGUUAAAUCGUCAAACCGCUGUAUAUCGUGAUGCUAAUUUUCACGAUUAUGUCAAUAAUAAUCCAGAUAUUCUUUUGAGUGGAAUUGGAGAAUAUCGAUAUGUGAAAACUUUAGGAGUCGGCAAGUUUAGCCAAGUAAACUUGGCAACGCAUGUGGUGACUGGAGAAGAGGUUGCAGUGAAAAUAAUAGAUAAGACAGCAUAUGAUCAAAGAAUUUUUAAGCGCCUUUAUCGAGAGGCCUUUUUAUUGGAACAAUUGAAUCAUCCGAAUAUUAUACGUUUAUACGAAGUGAUUGAAACAAAACACACUGUAUUUUUAAUAAUGGAAUAUGUUGAUGGCUAUAAUCUGGAAACUUAUCUCGAUUGUCAUCAAGGAUUUAUGGGCGAAGAACAAGCACGAAAUAUUUUUAGUCAAUUGGUUGAAGCUGUCCAAUUUUGUCAUACGAAUCAUAUCGUACAUAGAGAUUUAAAGCCACCGAAUGUUUUAAUAAGUAAAACAGGGAUUGUGAAAUUGGCGGAUUUUGGAUUGGCAAAUAAAUAUAGCGAAGAUUCACGGUUAAUGACAUUAUGUGGGUCAAUGUUAUAUUAUUCACCGGAAAUUGUUUGUGGAUUAAAAUACAAAGGACCCGAGGUUGAUGUCUGGUGCUUAGGUGUACUCUUAUACAGAAUUGUGGUUGGUCGUGAUCCUUUUAAGGCGUCCACAGUUGGAGAAUUGAAAAAGCAAAUUUGUAGUGGUCGAUACCGUAUGCCGAAAGUAUUAAGCGCAGAACUUCAAUCAACCAUUCGAAAAUUACUUAAUGUAGAUGGUUACCAACGUGUUUCCCUUGAUGUUCUCAACAACGAUGCUUGGUUAUAUCCAAUUUCUAUUGGAACACCUAUGUCUACUACAUCAUCGUAUUAUUCCUCAAUCUCAAAUUACCUGGAAGUGAAACCAUAUUCGGUGAAACGCGUCGUCUAUUGUGAUGCGCGAAAAAAUGCAAGAAGUUCACAUGUACCAAAUCAGAUAAACGACGCUUGCCAUGAUAUGGAAUUAAAUCUUUUUCAUCUGAGCCACGAGUUACGAUUCGGAUUUUCAAUUUUACGAAAAUUACGUGCUCGCGAGUUCACUUGCUAUUAUAGCAUAUGUAGACCUACGCCAAUCAACGAGAUUCUAGCGAUUGUCGCUUUUGCAUGUCAAUUACAUGGAAUCUCUUAUACCUACAAAAAUCCAACAUCUCUUGAAUGCGUAUAUCGCCGAACAGUGAACAAAGAACAACGAGUCGAGAAAACCACAUUAUUUGAAAUUUCUUUAAGUGACCCAAGCUUAAAAGGCCAACUUGGCAAAAUAUGUUUUUCGAAACAAAAAGGAAGCGUAAAAGCUUAUAAGCGUGCAUGUGAUGCAAUUGUAAAAUCAAUGAGUGUAGCCGCACAAAACGAAUAA